Molecule: messenger RNA, 141 nt
Organism: Linum tenue
Lineage: Eukaryota; Viridiplantae; Streptophyta; Magnoliopsida; Malpighiales; Linaceae
Source: the annotation of a GenBank genome assembly
AUGGGGUGGAGUCGGAUCGGCCAUCUUGAUCGCAUUCUCGCUCAUCACUCUGUUCACGUCGCUGCUACCGCGCCACCCAGAGCACAAGGCCCAGCUCUGCGGGCUGGCCAAAUACUCGAACCUGGUGGGCGCCACGAUUAG